AUGAGUUUGUCUCGAAUAUUUGGAGAAGAAUCAUCUAUAGAAUUGACUUAUGAUUAUGAUGUUAGAGAUUUAGAUCGGUAUCUUAUAAGGCAUCAUCUGCAGAGAAAUGUGGAAGCUCCAUCGUUUUAUCACUCACCAAUUCCAAAAUUUAUACCCACCAUAGUGUUUAAUCGUGACGUGCAGAGACUGGCAAAUGAACCAAUACCAGAACAAUUUGAAGGUUUACCAACUCAAAUCGCACCAAAACUUUUCAAAGAUCCAGUUUUAUUUGGAUUGUUUAGAGGGAGAUUUUAUAGUCAUUAUUAUUUUAGGUUUAGGAAUGACCCAAGUUUUCAAUUUUGGAGGAGUGUUAAUGCAGAUAGAAUCAAACGUGAAGUAGAAGAACAAGAAUAUGAAAUGGAUCAAGGUGAAAAUGUCCAACAAAGAAUAAUAGAAUUGGGACUUGAUCAACCACAUGAUAUGCCUUUAUACACAGAUGAAGAUAUUCUUCCACAAGAUUCCUAUCAUAAUCCACCAAGUGAUAAUAAUGAAAAUGUACAUGAUAAUGAUGGCAAUGGUGAAGAAGAAGAAGGAGAAGGAGAAGGAGAAGGAGAAGGAGAAGGAGAAGGAGAAGGAGAAGAACAAGAAGGAGAAUCAUUUGAUCAAGAACUGGAACAAAAUAACCAUAUUAUCGAUAAUGAUGUACAAAGUUCAAGAAGAUCCAGAGGGUUCCCCUUUUCCUUACAUAUGAAUGGAAAUCAAAAUCAAAUGGGUGGUAAUGUAGAUGGUGAGGAAGAGUCUGAUUCAAGGCACAGAAGUAGAGGUCAUACAGGAAUAAGAAUAAGAUUACAAAAUAGAUCAAGAUCCGGAUCAAGAUCAAGAUCAAGGUCGAGAUCUAGAGUAAUUAACAACAUUGGAGGAAGAUCAAAUAGAUCACCUGAUAAUGCUAUAUCUUCUGGUGAACAAAAUAUGAAUGAUAGUAACUCUGAUGAAGCUGUGGAAAGUCAACCUUCAAGAAGACAUUUUUUCAGAAGAACUUUUAAUAAUAUGUUGAGAAGAAGUGCACCAGAUAUUGUUAGCUCAAGAAAUGAAAGACCUCCAACAAGAACAGGCUCCAUGUUUGCAGUUGUUGAUGAACCACACGAUGGAGAAACUGAACGUGAUCCAGAUGUUAGACCAUUUGAACCGACUCCUUUAGGUUCACCUGCAAGUGAUAUUUCUGCUGGAUCAGCGAUUUUAUCUACAGGAACUGAAAGUGUCCAGAUGACAAUUGAUUAUCUUGAUUUAUCAAGUGGAACUAGUGAAGAUAGACCUGACAUCUUAGAAGAACGUGCUAGAGAAAUUCUUAAUAAUCAAUAUAACCGGAGACGAGAUCAAUCUAUAGAUCCACAGGAGGUUGUUGUACGUGCUAACUCAACAAACAGAUCAAUUGUGUAUGAUUCUGGUCCUCAAGCUAGUCCAGGUGAUAUACCAAAUUUACAACAACUCAUUCCUUCAUUACCUCCAGCACCAAGAAUCCCACACGCUGAGUUAUAUCGCCCCAAUUCACCCAAUAUACCAUCUCCACUACCCUUUGAAACUAAUUUUAGAAGGAAUUCAUCUGGUACUACAAUGCUGAGGAAUCAAAGAAGAGAAAUGAUUAAUGUUAUUAGAAGGGAUAGUAUUAAUUCAAAUAGAAGUGAUGGUAAUAGAGUUGAAAUACAAUCAUCCAAUUCACUUAGACGAUCUCUGACGUUAAACCCAUCUAUACAGCCAAGUCCUGAACUUGAGAGUACGUUGUUUGUACAGACUCAAUCAUCAGUUGCUCAACAGUUAAGCUUGAAUGAAGAAAAUUUGUCAACGAUUCCAACGCCUGAACCAACAUCAACUAGAAGAAGAACUUUGAGACAUUUAAGAGGAACAAUUGGUCGUUUUAAAGAUAUAUAUACAAUGAUGGGGAGAUAUGAUGAUAAAAGUGGUACAGAAUCUUCACCUGACGUUAUUACAACAGGAGAAACUAGUGCAGAAAGUCCAAAAAGUCAUAUUGUUAAUAGUGGUACCAGUUCCAAUGAUCUUAGAUUCAGACAAAGAUUUUCACCGUUAAAACUCUCUCCUGUUCGUUCUAAAGGAUUUGAUUUCUCAGAUGUAUGA
Molecule: messenger RNA, 2109 nt
Organism: Hansenula ciferrii
Lineage: Eukaryota; Fungi; Ascomycota; Saccharomycetes; Phaffomycetales; Wickerhamomycetaceae
Exons: 1
Coding region: 1-2109 (702 amino acids)
Source: RefSeq, a predicted model, not a curated record